Salvia hispanica is the source of this 846-nucleotide messenger RNA. Its product is annotated as ras-related protein Rab2BV-like. Gene Ontology annotation, molecular function: GTPase activity; GTP binding. The record is from RefSeq and is a predicted model, not a curated record. Lineage: Eukaryota; Viridiplantae; Streptophyta; Magnoliopsida; Lamiales; Lamiaceae.
AUUUUUAUGAUUUGAGUCUCUCUUCUCUCUCUGCUCCCACUAGCAAAUCAAGAAUUUGUGUGAGUUGGCAAUGGCGAGGAGCCCUACAAAAAAUGGUGAUUAGUGGGAAGAAGAAAUCGAUUAAUGGCAUACAAGGUAGAUCACGAAUAUGAUUAUUUGUUCAAGAUCGUGUUGAUUGGAGAUUCAGGUGUUGGAAAGUCCAACAUUUUGUCAAGAUUUACAAGAAAUGAAUUUUGUUUAGAAUCAAAGUCCACAAUUGGAGUUGAAUUCGCAACAAGAACUCUCCAGGUGGAAGGGAAGACAGUAAAGGCGCAAAUAUGGGACACGGCCGGGCAAGAGCGGUACCGCGCGAUCACGAGCGCCUACUAUCGUGGCGCAGUCGGGGCGCUCGUGGUCUACGACCUGACUAAGCGUCUGUCCUUCGAUAACGUGCAGCGGUGGUUGCGAGAGCUUAGGGACCACGCGGAUUCCAACAUCGUGAUCAUGCUCGCUGGCAACAAGUCAGAUCUCAACCACCUGCGCGCCGUGGCCGAGAACGACGCCCAGCUCUUCGCCGAGAAAGAGGGCCUCUCCUUCCUCGAGACCUCCGCAUUGGAGGCCCACAACGUUGAGAAGGCCUUCCAAACUAUUUUGUUGGACAUUUAUCAAAUUGUUAGCCGAAAGGCGCUGGCGGCCCAAGAGGCCAGCCCGGGCCCCGGCCAGGGCACGACCAUUAAGGUCGGGGAGCCUAACAACUAUAAGCAGCAACAGAAAGCCACUUGUUGCUCUAGUUGAACUUUCAAUGUGACAAGAAAUAUAUUUUUUUUUAAAACUAAGAGAAUUAACUAUGAAAAACAAAUGAUUGGU